Phytophthora nicotianae INRA-310 is the source of this 606-nucleotide messenger RNA. RefSeq lists its product as hypothetical. Lineage: Eukaryota; Oomycota; Peronosporomycetes; Peronosporales; Peronosporaceae. The transcript has a single exon. The record is from RefSeq and is a predicted model, not a curated record. The coding region runs from base 49 to 387 and encodes 112 amino acids.
CCGGCUUCCUCGCACUCGCCGUGUCAGGAACGCCAGUGAAAACACUGGAUGCAUAGGGACGGGAUGGAGGAAGGACAAAGGGAGGGGGGUCACGUAGGAAGCGCCCAAGUUAGUCCGUGGAAUGCCACGCGGCGCGGCAGUACUCGGCCCCUAGAGAGCACCUGCGCGUCGCGCGCGUGUGUACGGCUUGGUCGCGGUGUGCUCAACGCUGGGGUUAUGCUCACUUCGCCGCGGCGCGCGUCGUUGCCGUGUCCGAAAGCGUUGUCACGAAAAGUUUUUAGGAUUGUCAUUAAGGGCGGUCUGGCCCGUAAAUGUCACCUGUCCCAUAAUUGCCCAUUGAGUUUCCAGGCGGAACACCAACGGGGCAGCGGCUCUACCGGAUGCUAAAAUGAUCGGUAGCGAUUGAAAAUAUGCUCACUAGUGCUCAAGACGGAGUAGAUUCUCCCUAUGUAGUUUUUAUCGGUCAACUCAUCCUACAGCAGGCGGUAGCGCCCGCCGAGUGUACCCUUCUUCCAUUUCCAUUUUCGUCGCGUGGAGCCUGCCGCGGGCAUCUCGAUUACGGCCAAGAAAAGGUAAAUCUGAAUGCACCGAUUCUCUAAUUGACAC